CUAUUUUUAAUUAAGUUUAUCAUUUAUUUAAUGGAAAGGCAUUGGCCUGGUGAGGAAGUUGUCUUGUUCUAAUCAUUCUCCCAGUGUGACUUAUUUUUAGAUGAUAACGAUCCUUGAAACUUUCCACUUGGUAUUUAGGUCUCGUGACAUACUUCACACUUUGCUCCACUCAUUCUCCAUUUAAAUAUAUGAAACUUUGCCUCUUAUUAUCGUCAUUUUGAUUGAGAGGAGCUCACUUUAUACAGUGUUGAGAUUCCCAAUAUAUAUAUUAUUGAUAUAUAGUAAUUGUGGACUGCACUAAAUCCAAAAUGCAAACACGUGCUAGCGGGUAUUGAUUUUCUAGUGAAUAAAAUUCUCCAAGAUGAUAGUCAUAUUCAAAAUGUUUGGAGAGUGUCAUGAAAUCACAAUUGAAUGUUGUGUGAUGCCAGACUGUGUCAUCCAUGGCUGACGAAUCUGGGCUCAUUGUCGACAUAACACCAGAACUGCAAAGAAACCAAGAAUGCAAGUCGUCGCCUCAGUCUGUGAAAGAGCGCCAUUCAACCAGGCGACAACAGUCCGUCCAAGGAAGAAUAUUACCAGUUCCAACAGAUGUUGGGGUAGCUUCAAGCAGUUCGUGCCACUCACUCUCCAAUCAAUCUACGGAACCGGAUGGUUGCGAAACCAGUGCAGCAUCCAGCAUAAACGACCUGACCUUCGAGGCAGAACAACUAGAAAGGGCAGUACGUCACAACGACUUGUGUUAUGUCAGAAGGAUGCUAGAGUUACAUCACGGACGAUUCCCUGUUAAUCUUCACGGGAGUCUACUAGAUAAGUCUAGUUGCGAAACCAAGAGCCAUUGCGUGAGCCAAGAUGUGGAUAUAUUGUUGAGGAAGAGUCAGACAUUUCUCGAUCGCCUGGACAGAAACGACAGCGUUUCGACAGAACAAGAAACACCACCCAUAUUUGCCAAUGCGUUACAUUUAGCUGUGGAGUACAAUUCGCAGGACGUAGCGCGUUUGCUGCUCAAAUAUGGCGUGGAUCCUAAUGAAUGUGGUGUAGGCUGCAACGACAUGUGGAGGAGGAGUAGCUACACCGGUCCCACGGAAGGAAGUCCCGCGGAAAUUAAGGGUAGAAGGUUUAGCCAAUUGCUCACUCCAGCCACGGCUCGACACUACACGGAUGGGAGAAGCUCCCCCGUAUUUCUUCCUAGACAAUUAGUUCAUAUGAGGAGAGAUAUCGCUGAUGAUCUGCGAGUGGUAUCGAUAGCCCCAGACGGACGCCCUUUGACUUACGAAGAGGUUUAUAGCAGAGACGUACUCUAUGCCUUACCGCCCUUGUUCCUAGCUGUAGUGCUCGGUAAUCCCGGGAUGGUGCACGUUUUAUUAAAGUAUAACUCCUCACCCAAUUUCCAAGACAGGCACGGGGUAACGCCGUUACAUCUGUCAGCUUGCGUGGAAAGGACGCCGUGUUUAAGAUUGCUCUUGGAGAGCGGUGGGAGGUUACACAUGAAAAAUCAUAAAGGAAUUACACCCCACGACUUAGCCGAUCAAAAUCUUGCUCAUUUGCAACAAGCGCUCAUUGACGAAGCGGUGAAUAGUUUCGUUUCUGAUCCCAUAACUGACGAUGACCCCUUGAUGUUCGGAAUCGGUUGUAAGCACACCCUCUUCAGAAGGUUUCAGGACAGCAAGUAUCAGAGACAUAUGUCAAGAAAAAAGGACUACUUAUCUGUAGACGAAGCUGCAAGGGGUUCUCCUGAAGGCGUUUCGUGUUCUUCCUAUCACAGUUCCUUACACAGUCGCCAUUCUAACAGAAGCAUUCAAAGUGUAAGCGUUUCACACGGCGAAGAAGAUAAAAGUAAUUCUGUAGAAAAGAAUCACGAAGAAGUUAAUCAUAGAAUAUCUCAUAAAAAAAAUUCGACAAGAAGUCAAGCCACGAUAACAGGAGAGAAUUUCGAUUUGAGAGUUUCCAGAGCAGAAAACAGCCUUCAUGUUUUAUCCAAAAUGGCUACGAACCCCGAAUGUCUUCUAUCAAUUUUGAAUUCCCUACAGUGCCAUCUAUCGUCGGUUAUAGAAUUAUGCGAUCACGUGGACGGAACUAAAUUGCAUAAACCCAUCGCUAUACUGAUGAAUCAGUUAUUGCAAACUAUCGUAGAAGAACAUCAUCGCAGGGAUAAUUUUAACGUCGACUGUCUGACCGCGUAUCUGGGUCGUUUCCUUUACGUCAUCUUAGGUUGCUUACGUGGAGGGCAUUCUCUACAGUACACAUCCCUAUUGUUAAUUAACAAGAUAAUCGAUGCAACUAUACAAAAUGGCAUUACUCAUUAUCAUAUAAACUCGAAUAAUCUGAUAGUGAAUGUCAACGGUGUAGAAAACAAGAGUUGGACAAUUAAGAAGGAAGAUGAAUGGAAAAAAGAGAAGAGCAUCUUAGAAAUCCUCACAGAUAGAUCGAUAGAUUUAAUUCUGAAUGUACUAAAUAAUGCUAUCACUCUGCACAAAAGAGUUGUGGGUACGAGACAACAUUGCACACCCAGUAGGAGAUGGAGGAAUUGUAAUUAUCAUUGUCUACAGAUAUUGAGUGCUAGAGCAAUUCUUUACCUGUCUCAAGCUGAAGAAGCACAAAAGAAAUUGCUAGAGGAUGGUCAUUUAAAGAUAAUUAUAGCGGCUCUCGAUUCUACGCACGAUCCACAACUCCUUUGUCUAGUACUUCAAGUGGUAGCUACGUUAGCGUUGGAACCAGACAACCAUACAGUGUUAAUAGAUAACGAUCUAGCCGAUUGUCUAAUUCAAUUGGUACUACCAUCGGACGAAUGGUACUAUACCAAUCACAGUACUAAAUACGCGAGAUUUGUUAAGCAUCACGCUGCUAGAGUAUUAGUGUACUUGGGCCUAGAGCAGAGAUUAAAGAAUAAAGUGUAUCUCUUCGAUUUAUUAGAGGAACCGACUCUUCCGACUACGGCAUUAGUAUCGUCGGAAGAAGACAAUUACAUCGUUCAAACGUCACUGCCGCCAUCUGUUGUCGUAGACGUUAACGGGAAGUGUAACGGGAUCUCCGUGGAAACUGUCGUCAUGGAGAUGGUUAAAGACGUGGAAGUGCGUAGUAGUCCGUGAGUAACCCAUGACAACGCGAUCCGUGCUGCCAUCUAUUAUCGAAUCGAAUUAUUAAUACAUCACGU
This is a messenger RNA of Centruroides sculpturatus (bark scorpion), 3151 nucleotides long. RefSeq lists its product as uncharacterized. Gene Ontology annotation, molecular function: protein binding. Bases 441 to 3086 code for a protein of 881 amino acids. Lineage: Eukaryota; Metazoa; Arthropoda; Arachnida; Scorpiones; Buthidae. The transcript is spliced from 9 exons. The record is from RefSeq and is a predicted model, not a curated record.